Messenger RNA from Nymphaea colorata (pocket water lily), 502 nucleotides. RefSeq names its product metallothionein-like protein type 2. The transcript has 3 exons. The record is from RefSeq and is a predicted model, not a curated record. Bases 92 to 331 code for a protein of 79 amino acids. NCBI's taxonomy places the organism in Eukaryota, Viridiplantae, Streptophyta, Magnoliopsida, Nymphaeales, Nymphaeaceae. Gene Ontology annotation, molecular function: metal ion binding.
AUAGGGUAGCUCACACAUCUCAGUUCAUCCCAGCAGCAGUCUUGUUGAGAGUGUUCUAUAGCCAGAAACACAGAGAGGUGAGAAGAAGAAGAUGUCUUGCUGUGGUGGAAAUUGUGGAUGUGGCUCUGGGUGCAAGUGUGGCAAUGGGUGUGGGGGGUGCAAGAUGUACCCGGAAAUAAGCAUGUUCAGCGAGAGAACAGUUGAAUCCAGGAUCGUAGAUGUAUCCUCAGAAACUGGAUAUGAGGAGGUGUUUGAAGGAGCCAUGGUUACGAAUGGAGGAUGCAACUGUGGCCCCAAGUGCAGCUGCCCCAACUGCGGCUGCAAUAAAUGAACCAACUUCCCACCAUGGCAAUGUUUACUCCUGCUAGUAGAACCAAGCAAUAAUGAGAAAAGGAGUCAUCUUUGUCACUUGGGUAUCACUUGUCUGUAGUUGGAAAUACUCCUCUCUGUACUUUCUGAAGACCAGUGAUUAUGAAUAAAGAACUUCCACUUGUCGUUUCAA